CCAAUCUUCACGCAAAUCAAGACACCGUGAGUGGCCAAAACUCUGCUAACAGACUUCAGAAAUGUCGUUCGAGAAAGUGUUAAAACGAGGCGACGACUUUCUAGGGGAGUAUCCCAGAACUGCCAGCUGGUGGAAUGCUGCUUCGCAUGGAACCUGCCUUAUGAUGUUGCUUGGUCUGAAGGUGCUUCUCAAUUUGCUCUACAAACCACAUCUACACCACGUAGAGAGAUUGGACAAAGCGUUAGCCAAAGCGCGGGCCGAAAAUCGUGGUUUCCUCACAGUAAUGAACCACAUGUCUGUAGUGGAUGACCCUACCUUCUUCGCUGCUUUACCUAUGAGAUACCAUUUGGACGUCGACGAUAUCAGGUGGGGUUUUGGUGCCCACAACGUCUGCUUUUCAACUCCGACAACGUCGUGGUUCUUCAAUUUAGGAAAAGUUUUGGGUACCAAAAGAUUUGGUGAAGGUCCGUACCAGGGCUCUGUAGACGCCGCCAUCAGAAUCUUGAGUCCAGAUGACACUUUAGACUUGGAGUAUACACCUGGAGUUAAAGAUGUAGAGAAGCCUGUGCUAUUGCAAGAGAUCAACAAAUUAGCUCCGGGUGCCACAGCAGCUCAAGAUUCAUCUUUAGUAGCUAAGUUCGUGAAGCCAAGCCCAGAAUCGACAAAUGUACUUAUGUCCAAAUCACCUUUUAUCAGGUCCAAAACAUCGUGGUUCCACGUUUUUCCCGAGGGAUUUGUUUUGCAAUUGAAGGAACCACACCACAACUCGAUGAGAUACUUCAAAUGGGGUAUUUCCCGUUUGAUUUUGGAGAGUACUAGAGCUCCAGUUGUAGUGCCCGUUUUCUCGUUUGGAUUUGAGAAAAUCGCACCAGAAGACUCAGCAGAUAAAGGCAUCCAGAGAUGGUUGCCUGACAAUUUGGGAGCAGAGGUUCACAUUAGCAUAGGAGAAGAGUUCCCACCUGAACGUAUAGAAAACUACAGACAAGAAUGGAGAGAUUUGGUAAAAAAGCACAUCGAUCCAGAAAAUCCCAGCGAUUUAUCUGAAGAGUUGAAAUAUGGAGAGCCAGCUCAACAAUUAAGAUCAGAUUUGGCUGCUGAGCUCAGGAACUCGGUGUUAAACAUCAGAGAGACAAUGGGUAUAUUCCGUCCAGAAGACCCUCGGUUCAAGGAUCCGAAGUUCUGGAGAGAAUACACCUCCACCGAGGGCUUGUGUGAGCCUAACGUAGAAUUUGUGGGCCAGAAUUGGGCUAUAAAACGAUUGCAAAAACAUCUUCCAGAGUACAGUUUGGAAUAGAUAGCUUGUAUAUAUAAAAAAACCCGCUGUACACGCGAGUAACUCUGCCAGGACUCUCGUAUAAUGAACAUAGGACUAGGCACCCAGAUACCACUAGGUAUCCAUUUAGAACAGCCAUAAUAUACUGUAGAUAGUUCAG
This is a messenger RNA of Scheffersomyces stipitis CBS 6054, 1433 nucleotides long. It is a transcript of the gene TAZ1, whose product is annotated as lysophosphatidylcholine acyltransferase. Gene Ontology annotation, cellular component: mitochondrial membrane. The record is from RefSeq and is a predicted model, not a curated record. Gene Ontology annotation, molecular function: 1-acylglycerophosphocholine O-acyltransferase activity. The transcript has a single exon. NCBI's taxonomy places the organism in Eukaryota, Fungi, Ascomycota, Pichiomycetes, Serinales, Debaryomycetaceae. The coding region runs from base 62 to 1294 and encodes 410 amino acids. Gene Ontology annotation, biological process: cardiolipin acyl-chain remodeling; inner mitochondrial membrane organization.